Messenger RNA from Ochotona princeps (American pika), 1688 nucleotides. RefSeq names its product homeobox B7 (gene HOXB7). Gene Ontology annotation, biological process: regulation of transcription by RNA polymerase II. Gene Ontology annotation, cellular component: nucleus. Bases 469 to 1122 code for a protein of 217 amino acids. The record is from RefSeq and is a predicted model, not a curated record. Gene Ontology annotation, molecular function: DNA-binding transcription factor activity, RNA polymerase II-specific; RNA polymerase II transcription regulatory region sequence-specific DNA binding. The transcript has 2 exons. Lineage: Eukaryota; Metazoa; Chordata; Mammalia; Lagomorpha; Ochotonidae.
CCGCCCCUGGGUUCGUCUCCGGCUCGGGAACGCGCUCGGCAAGUGGCUGCGAGGGGGCGACCCCCCAACCGCACGCUCCGAGCUUAUUUAUUUUCACUUGCACUCAACUUCUUUCUCCCUCCGCCCCCCCAAAUCUGGCCUGCAAGCUGCCUCUAGCCUGGGGGAGCGGGUGACAGCAGCUCCCCGAGACCCCCCCAACCCCAAGCCACGGGGCUCGGCUCUCCCAUCCAUUAUUGAUCAUAUUUUAUAAAUCCAACGCCACACAAUUUUUUCCACAUUACCGGGGAGCCGUGGGGAGGCCGUCCGGCCAUUGGCGGGAGGACCGUCACGUGGGAGGGGUCACGUGGCCCAGAGAGGAAAAAGGGGGUCCUUUUUGGUGUAAAUCUGGACUCUAAUUCUGUAAUAUAUCAAGGAAUCUCGUAAAACCGACACUAAAACGUCCCUGCCUACAAAUCAUCCGGCCAAAUUAUGAGUUCAUUGUAUUAUGCGAAUGCUUUAUUUUCUAAAUAUCCAGCCGCAAGUUCGGUUUUCGCCACCGGAGCCUUCCCCGAACAAACUUCUUGCGCCUUUGCCUCCAACCCCCAGCGCCCGGGCUAUGGAGCGGGUUCGGGCGCCGGCUUCGCCGCCUCGGUGCAGGGCUUGUACCCCGGCGGGGGGGGCAUGGCCGGCCAGGGCGCGGCCGGCGUCUACGCGGCCGGCUACGGGCUCGAGCCGAGUUCCUUCAACAUGCACUGCGCGCCCUUUGAGCAGAAUCUCCCCGGGGUGUGUCCCGGCGACUCCGCCAAGGCGGCAGGCGCCAAGGAGCCGAGGGACUCGGACUUGGCGGCCGAGAGUAACUUCCGGAUCUACCCCUGGAUGCGAAGCUCAGGGACAGACCGCAAGCGAGGCCGCCAGACCUACACGCGCUACCAGACGCUGGAACUGGAGAAGGAGUUCCACUACAACCGCUACCUGACCCGGCGGCGGCGCAUCGAGAUCGCGCACGCCCUGUGCCUGACCGAGCGCCAGAUCAAGAUCUGGUUCCAGAACCGGCGCAUGAAGUGGAAAAAGGAGAACAAGUCUGCAGGCCCAGGGACCAACGGGCAGGACAAGGCCGAAGCCGAGGAGGAGGAGGAAGAGUGAGGGACCGGCGAAAGGCGGAAGGAGAGAGAACAGAAAGGGACAGAGGGAGACGCCCUGCUCUGGGAACUGAACCAGGAAAUUCAGAUCAAAUAGGGAAAAAAUCGCAACAGCUCUGUUUAAAUGAAAGCGAUGUUUAAGUGGUGUAGAGCCAGAGAAAGGAGAGAUGCUGGUUCCUCAAUACUGUAAAAAAAAUACUACCUAUAGGAAGUGUGGAGUUUGUUUUUUAACCAUAUGGGAAGGACAUGAUCUACCUGUUCUGUAUCUUUCUGGAAUUCAUCCCCCCUUUUCUAUGUUGCUGCUGUAACGUCUUUGUAAAAUUUCGCUGUUUUGUAAGCUCCCCUCUGACACUGUGGACUGUGGGUCUGGACUAACCUGUGUGGCGUCCCCUGCCUUCCAAGCCUGCCCAUUCCCAGUAGUGGCACUGAAGGGGCUUCAGGAAGCCCCAAGAACCCACCUCCUGACCCGUUGUCCCCAGGGACGCUGACUGCAGCGCCUUCUCCUGACAAAUCCCCGGCUCUUUACAUUCGGUGUGUACCUGAAGGAUGGAAAAAUAAAAUGCAAUUUAA